Molecule: messenger RNA, 1961 nt
Organism: Somion occarium
Lineage: Eukaryota; Fungi; Basidiomycota; Agaricomycetes; Polyporales; Cerrenaceae
Source: the annotation of a GenBank genome assembly
CGGCCGGCGCGGGUGCACUUGGUCAUAACUUAACACUUUGCGAACAUGCUCAAACUCACAACUCUCUCUGUACUACCAUGAGGUCUCCUCUACCUCAGCCCUUGCCAAAGGAAUGUCAGAAGGCUGCCUCAAUUUUCAAGUCCUUUGUGGAUAGCGGAAACAAUGGUCUCGAUGGUGUCAUUCCUCGAAGUAUUCUCGAGAACGCGAAGGGUUUCGCUAUCUUCACCAUCUUCAAGGCCGGAUUCCUAUUUUCUGCUCGAGCAGGAAGCGGCAUAGUUAUUGCGAGGCUAGAUGACGGAUGCAAGUAGAUUUUGUCUCCGCCGCAUGGUCUGCACCUAGCGCUAUUGGUACAGCUGGUCUCGGUGUAGGAGGCCAAGCUGGAGCCGAAUUAACCGACUUCCUUGUGGUGCUCAACUCCAAGUCUGCGGUUAGAUCUUUCAUGGCAGCGGGUUCCCUGACUCUGGGCGGCAAUCUAAGUAUUGCUGUUGGACCACUUGGUCGGAACGGCGAAGCCAUGGGGGCUGUCAAUUCUGGUGGCAAGAUGGCGGCUAUGUAUAGCUAUUCCAAGACAAGAGGCCUGUUCGGCGGUGUCUCUAUCGAAGGUUCGGUUAUCGUUGAACGACAAGAUGCCAACGCACAAGCCUAUCGAUCCGACGUUUCGGCCCGUCAACUCCUCAGUGGCUCCGUCGAUCCUCCCGAAUGGGCCAUGCCACUCGUCAGAACUCUCGAAGAGUGCACGGGACUUCCGGGGAAUCGCAGGUGGGUGCAAGACCUAAAUGCCCAGCAUGAUGGCUACAUGUUUGGAAGCAUGGAGAGCCCCGGGAUUGACGGUACGACCAAAUCAAAACUAAAGAAGAAGAAUGAAAGACCUGGUUUCAUGCGGCGGGCAAGCUCGAGUUCGUACUUUGAUUUCCGAGAUCGUAGUCAGGAUAAUUUGGGCAUGUCCAACUCCUCUGGAACAACUUCUUCCACGAGUAAGAGUAAACCUACAGCUACACUCUUCGAGACGCAGUUUGAGUCCGACUUCGUUCCCGAAGAAGAUCUUCGGAAGCACCCGCAGCUCAAGUUCUCACCUCAGAGGAAGAAUACCCCACUUUUAGCCAACGACCAGGACGAAUUUCAAGAAGGGUCGCCUUUCAACUCUCUACCGCCGUUCAUGACUGCGCAUUCUAAUAUAGCUUCGGAUUCAUCUGGUCACCGGCGCGCUUUUAGUUCUUUCACAUCUUCAUCGCCUCAGCCGUACUCUCCGUCUUAUGGACGUUCGCAUUCAACAAAGUCAGGAGAUGUUGACUAUUUGGAGGACCUUGAAGGAAGACCACCGAGUCCUACUGAUUAUAGCUUUGUACCUAAAUUAAAAGCAAAGCCUGCCUUAAAUUCGCCGUUAAGGCCAGGUGAGGGUGUUGCUCGGGCGAUCGCAUUGUACGACUUUAAAGCUGUUCAGCCUGGAGAUCUUUCAUUUAACAAAGGUCAGGUUAUCAUUGUAACAGAGAAGAACGAUAGUACCGAUACAUGGUGGAAAGGAAAGUUGAACGGGCGCGAAGGAGUGUUCCCUGCAAAUUUUGUUGAAGUCGUGUAAAAUUAUGGUGAUGUAUUGGUAUCGCUCUCUGUAUCUACUAAUUAUGUCCUGUUGUUGUAUCGAUAAUCCGCUCUCUGGCUUUCUGUAUCAGGUGUUUUCGGGAAUAUUCUCCGAGUUUAGACUGUCUGUGUGACGCCAAACCCACGCCUGAGCCAAUGCCCACGGAGCCACAGGCCCGCAAUCUUCCAAAAACGGGGAAUGAUGCCUGGGUUGUGGGUUCGGGAAGGCUCAGGUGAAUAUAAGUAUUGAACGAUUCCAGCCAGAUGUCUUUUCUUUCCAUUGCCUGUCGAAAGCUGAUUCUCUCGUCCACAGUUUCAUAGAAUCAUUUUUCAUCGGUAUGGUCUUCACCGAGCCCUUCUUUCCCCUAGAACUCGUUGAGUAUCUC